AUGGCUGAUUCAAGUGUCAAAAUUGAAACAUUUUUGGGAAUGUUGACUGUCAAACUUCAAGAUGAUAACUUUGUUAAGUGGAGCUAUCAAUUUCAGUUAGUUUUGAGGGGAUAUGAUUUGUUUGAUUUCUUUCUUGGAGAAAAUCCUUGUCCAUCUAAGUUUGUGAUUAAUUCAGACACCGGUGUAACAAAGGAAGUCACUACAGAGUAUAAAGAAUGGGUGAGAAAAGAUAUGGCAUUGCUGAGUCUUCUUAUCGCUACUCUAUCCGAUGAGGCUAUGGAGCAUGUCAUUGGGUGCAGAACAUCUCAUGAAGCCUGUACAUGUUUACAAGAAAGAUUUGCAUCGAUUUCAGUUGUUCGAGUUAAUCAGUUAAAGACUGAAUUACAUACAACACAAAAAGGAGGGGAAUCUGUGGAUAAAUUCUUAAUGAGGCUGAAGAAUAUAAGGGAUCAACUUGUUUCUGUUGGAGAAAGACUUUCAGUUAAUGAUUUGAUGAUUGCUGUGUUAUCUGGUUUACGUGCAGAAUUUGAAAUGAUUCGGACAUUGAUCUUAGCAAGGGAUACAACUCUGUCUUUAAAAGAUUUCAGGGCUCAACUUCUUUUUGCAGAAGGGAGUAUUGAGUCCAAGAUGCAAUCUUUGACAAGUUCUAUGGCUGCAAUGUGUGUUUAA
Messenger RNA from Malus domestica (apple), 669 nucleotides. The record is from RefSeq and is a predicted model, not a curated record. Lineage: Eukaryota; Viridiplantae; Streptophyta; Magnoliopsida; Rosales; Rosaceae.